UUCCCCUGCAGCACAUAGUGAAAGCACAAAUUAUAUAGGUACAUAUUGUUGAAAAUUAGCAGUAUGCCUAAGAUUCCUCAGUCCACAGCUUGCUAACCUAGAAAUCUUCUCCAUUAUCAUGAACGAAAUCUCUUUUUGACUGUCAUCCCACACAGUGAGGCAUAAACAAUUUUCUGUUCUGUGAAUAUUACUCACUCAAUCUGCCUACACAUAUCUCUCACUCAAUCAGCUUACACUUACCUCUCUCACAUCUUGUCACAUGCGAGUUACCUUGUGCAUAGAGUAUGACGGUUCUAUAAGACAUCCAAGGCUUCACAUCCUUUUACAAUGAAACUAAUUGUUGCUUUUGACAUGAUCUUUCAUUUACCAUUCCCUCUAGUUGAAGCACUUUCAUGCAAACUUACACAGUUCUCCUGAACUCAAAGCAGGAAGAAGGUUGGGUUGUCUGCAGAGUAUUCAAGAAGAGAAUAAUUUCCAUGAGGAAAAUCAGUGAGCACGAAUCACCCGUUUGGUACGACGAUCAAGUUUCAUUCAUGCCAGAUAUGGGCUCCCCACAGCAAAACUCACAGUCCAAUCUCACUUACCACUAUCCUUAUUCCUGCAAGAAAGAGCUAGCAUUGCAGUACCCAAUUCAAUCUGAUCACUUCUUUCAGCUUCCUCUUCUAGAGAGUCCAAAGCUUUUGCAAACACCAACCACCAUGAACUGCAACUCCAUGCCUGUAUAUGGCCUUAACAUGAACCAUGGAAGCGCUUUGCAGUGUUCAUCACUCUCCCAAGAAGAACAUGUUCAGCGAACCCAUGAGCAAAACCUUCAUUUGAUCUUUGGUGGGAAUAAUAAUGAGCAGGCAGUAGAUCAGGCGAAAGAUUGGAGAGUUCUAGACAAGUUUGUUGCUUCUCAACUCAGUCAAGAAGAUGUUUCAAAGGGAAAUAGCUACUCAGAUGCUGCAAACGCCUUUCAUGGGGCUGAUCAGUCUAGUAUACUUGUCGGACAUUCGAACGAGCAACAAAUGGUGACAGAAAAUCCCUCAACGUCGACCUCCACCAGUCAAAUUGAUCUCUGGAAGUGAAAACUUAUUGAAAAGUAGAAGAAGACACAGUAAAUAUUGAUCAUAGGAAGUUUCAGUUAUUGAGAAGAACAGAAGUCAUUUUCCUUCAGGUUAAUGUACAUAAUAAAGCAAAAACUAUAUAACUUUAACUGUUUUUAAUCCUCUGGGUAGUCAAAUGUGGUUUCAAGUAAUAUAGAACUAUUUUAGGUGGGCUAUGGAGAUGAGUGUUGCUGCUUGAGAGACUUGGAAUCACAGCUUUGUUUAUAUGUGAUGGGGCGGUAGCCUAUGUUCUGUAUUGUAUGAAUAGUCAACCUGUGGUCUGAUUGCAGUAAGUGUUUACAUUUCUGUAUUGUUAUACUAUUUUUCAUUUCUACAUUCUUUUUCUAGGUAGCUGCUUUC
This is a messenger RNA of Ilex paraguariensis (yerba mate), 1445 nucleotides long. The record is from the annotation of a GenBank genome assembly. NCBI's taxonomy places the organism in Eukaryota, Viridiplantae, Streptophyta, Magnoliopsida, Aquifoliales, Aquifoliaceae.